Aspergillus tubingensis is the source of this 780-nucleotide messenger RNA. Its product is annotated as alpha/beta hydrolase. The transcript is spliced from 2 exons. The coding region runs from base 1 to 780 and encodes 259 amino acids. The record is from RefSeq and is a predicted model, not a curated record. NCBI's taxonomy places the organism in Eukaryota, Fungi, Ascomycota, Eurotiomycetes, Eurotiales, Aspergillaceae.
AUGGACCACUUCAACCAAACAGCCAACAUCGGCACCCACACCCUCAGCUACGCCCUCCGCGGCCCACCCCGCCAACCCAACACUCCCCUCGUAAUAUUCCUAACCGGAAUCACCAGCAGAAUGGAGCGCCAUUUAGCCCCGCCAUACUUCGUCAUCGGACACUCCUGGGGUGGUAUCCUGGCGCGGGAAUUCCUCGCCGCCCGACCAGACGAUAUCUGCGGCAUGGUGCUCGUAGAUCCAGUCCAGGAGCGUAUGAUGAUGGAAACGUGGCCGGAUCCGAGCAUUGCUGCUGUCACCGAUGGCUUGGAUUACAUGGAUGUCGUUGGGCUGGUGCGCGAUCGUGUGCUGACUGAUGAAGAAUGGGACGAUUUGAUGGCUGAGGAAAAUAGUGAAAAGCACGCGAAACAGGCGGCACUAGAAAUGCCGUUUUUGCAGGUCAGUCGGGGUGUUCUGGCAGAGAAGGAGCAACUUGUUCCUGGGAAGGAUAUCAUGAGGGGAAAGCCGUUGAGUGUGCUGGGAGGAAAUUCGAAGAGGGAUCAUGAGCUGUUGUAUGAGGCUGGUGUGGCCAAGGAGGGAGGUACGAAUGCGCAGCGGGAGAGGUUUAGGGAGUGUCUGGCGAGGUGGGAGAGGUGUGAGGAGGAAUUUCAUCGGGAGUUGUUGAAUUUGUCGAGUCUUGCAAGGUAUUCGGUGACGAAGCGGAGUGGGCAUAAUAUCCAGCUGACAGAGCCGGAAUUGAUUGCCGAUGAGGUUCGUUGGGUUUUGAAGAUGAUUGAUGAAUGA